Molecule: messenger RNA, 4721 nt
Organism: Branchiostoma floridae (Florida lancelet)
Lineage: Eukaryota; Metazoa; Chordata; Leptocardii; Amphioxiformes; Branchiostomatidae
Exons: 14
Coding region: 287-1954 (555 amino acids)
Molecular function (GO): zinc ion binding
Source: RefSeq, a predicted model, not a curated record
CUUGUGAUCAGCUGACACGGAAGUGACCGCAGCUCUGAGUCCUGAUCAUGCCUACGUGAGGCGAUGCUCACUGGUUGGCCGUCAUCGCCCUGAUCGCCCUGUAAGAUUCCCUAUUUAGAAGAGCAGUUUGGAGCUGGAAUCGACGAUGUGCAGUUUUUCAAAAUGUGAAGAAUAAAGAACCAGCAGCAGUCAGCAAAAACUGGGACCACCAUUAAGACACUGCAGCUGCAAUAGUUCUCACACAUUUUAGACGAAUGAACAUUGUAAGAAAAGCCAAGAGUAACUGAUGGAGAGUAUCCUGGGGAAGUUGUUGAACUUGACUACUUUGAUGAUGGGACUUACCGAGGCAGAGGAGUGCAGGGACAACUGCUCUGAACAUGGCGUCUGCUAUGAGGGGAGGUGUAUCUGUGAUGUACAGUUUACAGGGGAGGCCUGUGAUGAGAGUAACAUGAGUUACUUCAUUGGCUUCGGCUUCGUCUUCUACUUUCUCGUCCUGGUGUCAAGUACACAGCUGGUCCUGUGUGUGCGGUCGGAGUUCCAGCGUCAGAAGGAGCCGUCCCUGUUUAAAGCCUGUAAGAUGACCACACAGAAGAUGCUGUACUUACUCACACUGCUGGCAGCCGCCUCCAGGGCUGCAUACUUUACUGCACAGGAGUACAUUCCCAUCCAGUGGGCCCUGAACCUCAUGAGUGCGUACUACCCACUUCUCAUCACCGGGAGUUCACUGGUCGUCUGUGUCUGGGCUGAGACAUUCCAUGUGAAGGAUGUUCCAUGCGACCGCCCACGGUUCCUGACCAAGUCCUUCGCAGCCUUUGUCGUGUUCAACGCCUUCGUGUACAUUCUUCUCAUCAUGCAGUUUGUGCUGUCAGAAGUUGUGGACCAUUCUAUGGAGGAGUACCUGGUCAGCAUAUUCCAGUGCUGUUUUGGCAUGCUGAUGAUUCUGGUCCUCAUCUUCUUCCUCAUCUAUGGUGUGGAGAUGUUUUUCAAGGUGCAUGGUGCGUUUGCGAGCCGUAACAACUCCCUGAACCUGACCCAGCUGCACAUGUCUCGCCUGGGGCUGGUGUUCCAGGCCGGCCUGCAGCUCUUCACAGCCCUGCUGCUCAUCAUGGACAUGAUGGGCAAGAUAUGGAAGGACAGUGUUCCCCUGGUGAGUAACAACUACUACACCCUGACAUUCCGCAUUGUGGAGCUGGGGGUGGUGCUGUGGUUCCCCUGUGUGCUCUGGAACGUCACCAGCCCUGAGCAGCUCUGGAUCCUGAACCCAAAACAACUGCUGAAGAAACGGGACUUGGAGCAAGUUGAGCCCACUGAGACAGACAGCCUCCUACACCACCGUAACAUCCCCAAAUACCACGCCACCGACGAUAGCGCCCAGAAUGAGGAAACCGAGGAGUCCGAGCCUCGCGAGUGUUGGAUCUGCUAUGAUCCGGACAAAACAGACGCUGGUGAGAUGAUCCAGCCAUGUAACUGUAAGGGAGAUGUGUCUGCUGUUCACCAUGACUGUCUGAAGAGAUGGCUCGCUGAGUCUAUGGGCAGUGGGUCUGCACCAAGAUGCAAGGUUUGCAAAGAGAAGUACCAGCUGCGGGAGGGCAGUGUGUGGCUCCCCUCCGCGGUGACAGUCCGCCAGUGGCUCAUCUUCAGCUUCAUCCUGGUGGUCAUGUCCGCUGGACCGUUCAUUGUGUACCUGAUUUUCCGAAGCUUUGCGUCUCCCGUGCCAAAGAUUCUCGGGAUUGGAGGAGUUGUACUUCUGGAGUACAUCUGUUUGAAGCUGCUUGGGUUCAACUGCCUGACUGUGUACCAGCAAGCCAGACUGUCAGCCCUGAGGAUUCUGGGAAGGCCUGUUCCUGCCCACAGUUGUGUUCCACGGAGGGAGAAUUCUGAAGACAGAAGCUCAGAACCACAUCAGAACAUUGUGGUGGUGGAGGCAGAGGUGCAUGUCGGAAACCAUGUCUGAGAGUUUCAUGUGUCAUCAUAUUGAAUCAAUUACAAAAGCACAGUAACGCUAGUUACAUGUACCAUAAUAUGUGUGAAGCAUAACAAAACUCCUCCCCUUUGAAUAUCAAUUUUAAUGUGCCACUCUAUCGUAUGAUCACGCAUCAGCGUAAAGCAUAUUUUGUGCAAGAAGCAAUCUCUGUAAACAAAAAAGGUGCAAUCUGGUGUGGUUGAUUAACAGUGCACCCAGUAUAUGAAUUGAGCAAUUGGGAAACACCACUUCAGUUCUAGAUUUUAUAUGCUUGCGUUUUCUCUUUCAAGAGCAGCUUUUUUAACUAUUGUUCAAGUUUUUUGUCAUAAUCAUUUGAAGCUUUUAAAAAAAAUCUUAUAUUUGUGCAGCUAGUAGAGAGUUUACUAAGUGAGUGAGUUAGCUGAUGAGCAAGCUAUUUUAUUAAAGGUAAUUUAAGAUGAGUAGGAAGAUGAAUGAAGAAAUGAUUACUGCGUUGUUGCAAACUUUCUAGAUUUUCUACUUUGCUAUGGACAUUUGGUUUGGUGUAGCUGCAUGCUUAUGUCCGAUGUUGAAUGAUUGCUGCUCUUUACUUGCAAGAUUUGUUGGUUGACAUCAUUGUCAACUUCUUAGGUUAGUAUCAUAUCUUAUUUCUUCAGGGAUCCAAAUUCUUAUUACAUUCUUUGGUAGAUGAGACCAAAUUUCAAAUUUGCUGCUGAGCCUAAUAGAUGUAUAAACAACCAUUCCAUUUGUUUGGAUGUGCGCAGUUUAAUUUAAAGCAAUGCAGUACCAAUGCAAUACCUGAUAUGUUGCUACUCCAGUAUGGCAAUAGCACUUCAGAUUGUACAGUGUAGAUUUGUAGAUACAUGUGAAUACUUGGUAAAAAUAUGAGAAAGAAAGAAAAGCAGCACAGAAAAGUUGUGUCAAUAUUUAAGAUGAUUCAACCAGAUUUUUGAUAGAAGAUAGAAUGAUUAAAGCUUGUACAUGAGUGAUACUAACUAGCAAGACAUGCUAAUGAUUUAAUGUGAGGUUGAUUCAAGAAUCUUGAGGGAGUGAAACUAGUAUCAAUUGAGGAGCAGAUGUUUGACUUUUACAAUGAGUCUUAAGAAAAAUACAUCUGAUUGUUAGACAUGACAACCUUUAUAUAGGAAAGUCAAAACUUCAAUACACUUAAUUCUUUAAAGAAAUGAUACAACAGUGUAUGAUAUGUUAAGCUGCAGUUGAUGUUAGCUGCACUGCCGUUACAUUAUAGAGUUAAGUUACUUCUCUUCUUGUUGCACAGGACUUUCCGAGUGUGUUUAUCUCAGGCACACACUACUCUGUAGACUGACUGUAUGUUGCAGAUUUGCACUAUUUCUUGAAGGAAUGAUGUAUUAACAGAAUCAUUCAGAUUGUAUUCAUAUCUUCCUACCGCAUCAUAUGUGCACUUCAUUCAUAGAUGAUUAUUGUCAGAAUGAUAAUGACAUACUAGAUGUAGUGAAAAUUUGCUGAAAAUAGUUUAAAUUUUCAUACAUAAGAUGUUGUUUUCUAUGUUUAGACAUUAGUUGAGGACUAUCAAAUGAUACUUAAUGUCUUGAUUUUUUGAACAAGGUGCAAUGUCACAUGAAGUCGACGGAAUUCUUAGCUGCUCUUUAGAGGUAAAAGGAAAGGAUAGUUUUUAAGGUGGUAUGAAGUCCACUUGCUUUUUUUCUGUUUAGAUUUUGAUGAUUUUGGGUAGAGAAAAUGAAUGUAUUUGGUAACAGAAAUAUGUCUCAGUACUUCAUGAUCAAAAAUAUCAUCAACGAAAAUUGAUCAACUGUAAGGAAAUCUCAAUGUAUAGAUAACUAGCAAUGGAACAAAGGAGGGAACAAAGAUGUUGCUAUUCUGAUGAUUAUUUUCAUUUUGAACGCGAGAUAUAUAAGAGAGAUUUACAUACAUUAUAAGUGACCACACAAUUCUAGUUGCCAACUGUAACAAAAGGGAAAGAAUGUACAUGUAGUCAGAAACAUUACAUGAUUCUGAACUACAAGUGCUUAAUGUUUUAACCUGGUAAAAUCUAAUGUCAACAGGGCCUUCUAUCUAAAAAUGUAUGGAAGAAAGUUAGAUGGCUAAAGACUAGGCACUUACACUUUUGGUGUUGUACAAGCUGUACCGUGAUGAUGCCAAGACAAUGUGAAGAUGGGUGUAGAUUAUCUAAAUUGUGCUGCUACGUAUGAACUCUAUUCAACUGUCAGUAUUUUGGAAUCAAUACAGGAACUACUGAUGUGUUACUGUAACGAACAGAUUCUUAGGUCUGUUGCAAUAUCUAGGAUUUGGGAAGAAAAGCUGCUCCAUACGAAAGGUUUAUGAUAUAUCCAAAUAUUGCUUUAAGAUUUUAAUUAUUUUAUUGAUUUUGAAUUGGUCACGUAACAUAAUAAGUUGCAGUCCUUUUGUGAUUAUCAAUGGAAAGGUAAUAUACUUGUAAUUUAUCAAAAUGUUGCUUUGAAAAUCAUUCAUUCAACCAUUUAUUGAUGCAGAAUUGAUCAUGUAAUGUAAUUCAAAGUAUGCUGCAGCAUAUGAUUAACUAAUGAUAGUACUUAAGGAUUGAUUAUUACAAAAAUAAGCAAUGUCAGUAUCCACAACAUGGACUUAACGUAAAACCUAUCUCUCAGUCUUUUAAUAGACGAGUUCAUGUUCAUGUAAUUUAAGGAGAUCCUCAGUCUGUACUUGCUACCAGGGCUAGCCUUUUUAGCAGCCUUUGAGUGAUGUCUGGCUACCCUGGCCUGGUCAAUCAAACCCAUGAAAUAAAGCUAUGGUGAUUUUA